Rattus rattus (black rat) is the source of this 1533-nucleotide messenger RNA. RefSeq names its product retinol dehydrogenase 16-like. The record is from RefSeq and is a predicted model, not a curated record. Gene Ontology annotation, molecular function: oxidoreductase activity. Lineage: Eukaryota; Metazoa; Chordata; Mammalia; Rodentia; Muridae.
CUCAUUUUGACUCAGAGUCUGUCCCUCUGCUUGUCUUCUAUAAGUCAUGUGGCUCUACCUGCUGGCACUGGUGGGCCUGUGGAACCUCCUGCGCUUGUUCAGGGAGAGGAAGGUGGUGAGCCAUCUCCAAGACAAGUAUGUCUUCAUCACGAGCUGUGACUCGGGCUUUGGGAACCUGCUGGCCAGACAGCUGGACAGGAGAGGCAUGAGGGUGCUGGCUGCAUGUCUGACUGAGAAGGGAGCCGAGCAGCUGAGGAGCAAGACAUCGGACAGGCUGGAGACAGUGAUCCUUGAUGUCACCAAGACAGAGAGUAUUGUGGCAGCCACUCAGUGGGUGAAGGAGCGAGUUGGGAACAGAGGACUCUGGGGCCUGGUCAACAAUGCUGGCAUCUCCGGCCACCUGGGUCCCAAUGAGUGGCUGAACAAACAGAACAUUGCAAGUGUGCUGGAUGUGAACCUGUUGGGCAUGAUCGAGGUGACUCUGAGCACGGUGCCCUUAGUGAGGAAGGCGAGGGGCCGUGUGGUCAACGUUGCCAGCAUCGCAGGCCGAAUGUCUCUCAUUGGUGGUGGUUACUGCAUCUCCAAGUAUGGUGUAGAGGCCUUCUCAGACUCCCUCAGGAGAGAGCUCUCCUAUUUUGGGAUCAAGGUGGCUAUUGUAGAGCCUGGCUUCUUCAGGACUGAGGUGACCAAUGGUGUCACAUUAUCAUCAAACUUCCAGAUGCUGUGGGACCAGACCAGUUCAGAACUCAGGGAAAUCUAUGGCGAGAACUACCUGGCACCCCAUCUGAAAAUACUAAAUGGAUUGGACCAGAGGUGCAACAAAGAUCUGUCUCUGGUGACCGACUGCAUGGAGCACGCCCCUGACUUCCUGUCACCCUCGCACCUGCACUCAGCUGGUUGGGAUGCCAAGUUCUUCUACCUCCCCAUGAGCUACCUGCCCACCUUUCUUGUGGAUGCCUUUUUCUACUGGACUUCUCCAAAGCCUGAGAAAUCUCUCUGAAGUCUUUACCUAUGUACAUAACUGAGGAGAUGUUGGUACAGUGUGAGGGAGGGGAUCCUGAGGAGGAGGUCGGAGUGCCGAGGAGGGAGGGAGGUCAUUCCUCUGGGGUUUAGUCCACACUCUUCAUCUUGUUAUUUUCCUGUGCUACUACUCAAGGCUGAUGAUGACCCAAGAAAUAGCCAAAGAAUUCUGCCAAGAAGUUCAAAUACAAAAGCACUGGCAGUUGCCCAGGCUCUGAGCACCAUGACCUACCAUGGCGAUCCACACAAAUGAGGAGUUUGAGACCAGCUUGUGCCAAACACUGCCCUGAGUCCUCCUGUGCAGGAAAUGCACAUGCCCUGGCUAGUUUGUACCCUAUGCAGCAUAGAAGUGUCCCUGCUCUGAAGUCACCUGUGACCCUGGUGUCAGGUUUGAGAAGAAUCACUAAUAAUUCUAACACUCAUGCUUGAAGGCCAGGUCCACAGCCCUGGGUGGGAGAUUCGGUUCUUUGUGUUGAGAAUAUAGUACAGGAAAGAGACAUCAAUUUUUUUUAA